This is a messenger RNA of Phyllopteryx taeniolatus (common seadragon), 665 nucleotides long. RefSeq names its product NEDD8 ubiquitin like modifier, like (gene nedd8l). Gene Ontology annotation, biological process: modification-dependent protein catabolic process; regulation of proteolysis; protein neddylation. Gene Ontology annotation, cellular component: cytoplasm; nucleus. Bases 137 to 406 code for a protein of 89 amino acids. The transcript has 4 exons. Gene Ontology annotation, molecular function: ubiquitin protein ligase binding; protein tag activity. The record is from RefSeq and is a predicted model, not a curated record. NCBI's taxonomy places the organism in Eukaryota, Metazoa, Chordata, Actinopteri, Syngnathiformes, Syngnathidae.
AACGCUUAGGGUGUUACACAGGAAGUAGUCCUGAAUCAUCCCGGCGAGCGGUUUAGAAGUACCACCCACACGACUCUAUCGCUUUAUUCAUUACAUGUUCACAUAAUUUAAAGUUUUGUCCUAGUCCUCGUUCAAAAUGCUGAUCAAAGUGAAGACUCUGACUGGAAAAGAAAUAGAAAUUGACAUUGAGCCCACAGACAAGGUGGAGCGUAUCAAAGAAAGGGUGGAAGAGAAGGAAGGGAUACCCCCUCAACAACAAAGACUUAUCUACAGCGGAAAACAGAUGAACGAUGAGAAGACGGCGGCAGACUACAAAAUCCAAGGAGGCUCAGUGCUCCAUCUGGUGUUGGCGUUAAGGGGAGGGAAAGCAUACCACACACCCGAUGUACAACUCUUAGUGUCAUGAAUGACGCUUGACAUGAUGCCAGCUGUGUGCCAACGCUUUGGUUGUCCUGACUUCAUUUGACCAUGUUACAAUAAAAACAAAGCAACAAAAUUACCCCUCCCAGAUAUAUAAAAAAAAAAAAAGAAAGGAUGCCGUGUUCCCUUUGUGAAUGUUUUUGAAACCCACAUUGGCAUUCUCAGUUUGUUCUGUUCAGACAGGCACUUAAGAGUUUUAACAAUGCUGUGGUAAUUCAUGCUUGUGAAUAAAUGCUAAAGUUGAA